UAUCAAUGAUGUAUACAAUCACUAUUUUAGUUUUAAAAACUAGAAAUUUAUUUAGUCUGCUGUCAACUGUUAAUAUGACGUUUCUGUCAUUGUUAUUAAAUCACUAUUUUUUACCUAAACAUACUAACUGCAAUCUCAAAUAAAUAAAUAUGUUGAAUAAGAGUAAUUCGACAUAAUAAUGGCUUUAGAGGACUGUUCAUUGACAGCGAUUUAAACUUUACCACCAAUAUCAGGGUGAAAAUGAAUUUCUCGAACGAAAUUGAUUUCUAACUAGGUGAUUAAUAGUAGAUAUAUUAAUAUGGCUAGACAUGACCCAGGGAUACUUUGCUUUGAACACUGUGGUCAGCGAAGAAUAUUCUGUUUUGAACUACCUGAGCACUGCCCUGCUUGUAGAGCUCCUUUACUAAAAGAUCCAUCUUUAAUUCCUUUCAGAGUGCCAUUUCCAUUUGUGAAGGCUUCUCAAUACCCUUGUGCUGUUGUAAUAAAGCCAACUAAUGGUGACUUUCUCAGUGAAUACAAACUGUCUAUGGAUCUUCACAUUGGUAUUACAACAACCCAGGGACAAACUGUAGAAUAUGACAAGGAUGGAUUGAGCUAUGGCAGGGAUUGGUCUGAAAGCUUGUUGGUAUAUCAACUACAACUUCAGGAUGAAGAAGCUAUUGAUAUGUGGGAUUCCGUAAUCGAACAAGUGUCUUCACUCGACUCAUGGAGUCCAUUAAGGUACAAUGAAGAGACUUUCAACUGUUACACAUUUGUUUUAGCAUUUUUGAGAUGCCUUAAAUAUCCUCCACUCACAGAUGCAGUGAAGAGCAAAACCAUUUUCUGUGAACAUUUUGUAUUACCAAAGACUGAAAUAGCUUGGAAAUAUAUUAAACUUUAUAGACGUCUUAAAGAUAGUGGCUAUUAUGUCAGUAAAAUUAAUAAAGCAGAUAUUACAGAAUGUGGUUUAUAAUAUACAAGGAAACUAUAAAUCAAUUAUAUUUUAUAUUUCUAUACAAAUGCUGUAUGCAAUACAUUUUUCUAAUAAAACUAAUUUUUCUAAGUUUUUAUCCUAUUAA
Molecule: messenger RNA, 1058 nt
Organism: Nezara viridula (southern green stink bug)
Lineage: Eukaryota; Metazoa; Arthropoda; Insecta; Hemiptera; Pentatomidae
Source: the annotation of a GenBank genome assembly